AUGGCCCAGAAGCUCGCCUACGACUCCGCCGACGGCGCCACCCCCGAGGCCAAGUACGACUCCUUCAUCGCCAUCCUCAGCGAGUCCCUCCGCAUCAUCGCCGGCACCCUCGAGAUCCACGGCGUCAAGCCCGCCACCGAGGAGGUCAAGGGCCCCAUCCCCGCCGCCGAGAUGCAGGCCGUCAACCAGAUCGACACCGCCUUCAGGAUUGCCGCCACCGCCGCCGACGCUGCCCCCGUCAACGACAAGUUCACCGUCUUCGAGUCCGCCUUCGACAAGGCCAUCAAGGAGACCACUGGCGGCGCAUACGCGGGCUACAAGUUCGUCCCUGCCCUCGAGUCCGCCGUCAAGAAGGCCUACGCCGCCACCGUUGCCGAGGCGCCCGAGGUCAAGUUCACCGUCUUUGAGGCCGCCCUCACCAGGACCAUCGCCGCCAUGUGCGUCGCAGCCAAGGGCGCCGCCGGCGCCUCUAACGGAACUGAUGCUGCCGGUGCUCCCGCCGCAGAAGCAGCAACCGCCACUCCCACUCCCGCCGCCGAAGCAGCAGCAGCAACCACCACUCCCACUCCCGCCGCCGAAGCAGCAGCAGCAACCACCACUCCCACUCCCGCCGCCGCUGCCGGUGGCUACAAAGCUCCCGCCGCCGAAGCAGCAGCAGCAACCACCACUCCCACUCCCGCUGCCGCUGCCGGUGGCUACAAAGCUCCCGCCGCCGAAGCAGCAGCAGCAACCGCCACUCCCGCCGCCGCUGCCGGUGGCUACUAG
This is a messenger RNA of Triticum turgidum subsp. durum (durum wheat), 765 nucleotides long. The record is from the annotation of a GenBank genome assembly. Lineage: Eukaryota; Viridiplantae; Streptophyta; Magnoliopsida; Poales; Poaceae.